Molecule: messenger RNA, 255 nt
Organism: Fulvia fulva
Lineage: Eukaryota; Fungi; Ascomycota; Dothideomycetes; Mycosphaerellales; Mycosphaerellaceae
Exons: 2
Coding region: 1-255 (84 amino acids)
Biological process (GO): mRNA splicing, via spliceosome
Cellular component (GO): U2 snRNP; precatalytic spliceosome
Source: RefSeq, a predicted model, not a curated record
AUGGCCGACAAACUCCGCACCCAGCAACAGCUCGAGUCACUCCAGAACAAGUACAUCGGCACGGGACACGCAGACACUACCAAGCACGAGUGGACAUCGAACAUCGCCCGCGACUCCUAUGCCAGCUACCAGGGUCACCCUCCGCUCCUCCACUACAUGUCGAUAGGGAUGGGAAUGCCGAUGGAGAAGGUCAGGAUGCAUUGUAUGGAAAAGAUGGUGUUGCCUUGUGGGCCGGCGCCGGCGAUGGAGGAAUGA